Molecule: messenger RNA, 746 nt
Organism: Globicephala melas (long-finned pilot whale)
Lineage: Eukaryota; Metazoa; Chordata; Mammalia; Artiodactyla; Delphinidae
Gene: LIAT1
Product: ligand of ATE1
Biological process (GO): protein arginylation
Source: RefSeq, a predicted model, not a curated record
CCUGGCCCUCGCCGCCGGAGCCUCCGGCUCAGCCGCAGCGGGUCUCUGCUGCCCCAGGCGCGGGGGGCGGCCCCGCGGGCGAAUGGACUGCGGCGGUGGGGAUGGGGUGUCGGAGGACGGCGAGGAGGAGGAGAGAGAGGGCUGCAUGGCGGCCUCGCAGGGGUCCAGACUGCCCCGCAUCUCGGGCUGCGCCUCAGAACUGACCAAACGGAAGGUGAAGAAGAAAAAGAAGAGAAAGACCAAGGGGUCUGGGAAGGGGCACGAUAAACAUCAGAGUGGAGGCCUGAAGACUCAGGAGCUGUCUCCAUCCUUCCAUGACAUCUUAAGUCCCAGCAAAGAUCAUGGUCCGGGGCCAGAGCACAGACAGGACAGGGAUGAAAGCAAGCUCACCCCCUCUUACUCCUCUGCCGUAUGUCUCCCCUGCUUUGCCAAAAUAGAAGAGACCCUUUCCAACCAGAUCAACGAAAGUCUGCGUUGGGAUGGCGUUCUCGCCGACCCAGAGGCAGAAAAGGAAAGGAUUCGCAUUUACAAGCAGAACCGGAGGAAGCGGUACCAGGUUUGGGCCCUGAGGGGCUUCCACUCUGGCCCCAGUGACGGGGAGGCCCCAGAGAACCCAGCCUACCUCUCUGAGCAGACGGCGGCAGCGGCGGCCAGCAGCCCUUGCUGACAACCGACAGCCCCAAUCACUGCUUUAAAGGAAACCUUAUCCCAGAGUAGCAGCUCCACCUGAGUGAAAGCCCACCUGC